Anthonomus grandis grandis is the source of this 2332-nucleotide messenger RNA. It is a transcript of the gene Npl4, whose product is annotated as nuclear protein localization protein 4 homolog. Gene Ontology annotation, biological process: ubiquitin-dependent protein catabolic process. NCBI's taxonomy places the organism in Eukaryota, Metazoa, Arthropoda, Insecta, Coleoptera, Curculionidae. The transcript has 12 exons. Gene Ontology annotation, molecular function: ubiquitin binding; ubiquitin protein ligase binding. Bases 102 to 2015 code for a protein of 637 amino acids. Gene Ontology annotation, cellular component: nucleus. The record is from RefSeq and is a predicted model, not a curated record.
GUUGUCAGUGACAAGAAAUGACAGCUGACAUACCAUACAACUGAAAUCAAAAGUUUCAAUUUUAUUUUGCAAGUUCUUUAUAUAAAAAUUAGUAAUAAAGAAUGUCCAAAGAAAAACCACUUAUCUUACGGGUGCAGAGCCCCGAAGGAACUAAGAGGCUUGAAAUUGUACCGUCAGCUACGACCAGACAACUAUUCGAAGCGAUUGUAGACACUUUUAAUUUGAACAGUUUUGCUUUUGCCUUGUACAGACAACAAAACCAAAAAGAUGAGAUUCCCAGCGGAAAUAGUUCUACUGUGAGGAGUUUAGGAAUCAAGCAUGGCGAUAUGGUUUAUUUGGCCCCCUUAAAUGGGGCUGUUUUGUUCAAGAACAACACAUCCUCUGGUGAACCAAUGUCCGAUACAGCAGGACCUUCAACUAGUUCAGGCUCCAAAACUGCCGCUGUACCAAAUGUUUCAGCAAAAGUAUUAGCAACUGCCAAAUCUAAUAUAAAAGAAGACGAAGUUGACCAAAUGUUAAGCAAAUUGGACGGACGAAUUGAGCGAAAACGAGAUGAAAAACUCUGCCGUCAUAAUGUCAACUCAAAAUGUGUACAUUGUUCCUCACUGGAGCCAUUUGAUGAGGCUUAUUUGAAAGAGCAAAAUGUCAAACAUCUCUCCUUUCAUUCAUAUUUGCGUAAAAUGAUGUCUGGAGUGGAUCGGGGCAAAUUUUUGGCUUUGGAAGAUAUAUCUUGUAGCAUUAAGUCAGGUUGUAAGGAUCAUCCCCCAUGGCCUAAAGGGAUUUGCUCUAAAUGUCAACCUAAUGCUAUCACAUUAAAUAUGCAGGCAUAUAGACAUGUGGACAAUGUUGCCUUUGAAAAUACGAAUUUGGUGGAAAAGUUUUUGAAUUAUUGGCGUGCAACUGGACACCAAAGAAUAGGAUAUUUGUAUGGUACUUACGAAGUUCAUUCUGAUGUACCUUUAGGUAUAAGGGCCAAUGUGGUUGCCAUUUACGAACCACCCCAAGAUAGCUCCCGAGAUUCAAUCCGUUUAUUACCGGACGAAAAAGAAGCUGUAGUGAACGAAAUUGCGACAGCCUUAGGAUUACGACCUGUGGGUUGGAUUUUUACCGACUUAUUGCCUGACGACAUUCAAAAGGGCACAGUAAAACACACUAGGAAUGUCGAAUCACAUUUUCUUUCGGCCCAAGAAUGCAUAACGGCCGGAUAUUUUCAAAAUAAGCACCCGAACCCGUGUAAAUAUGCUUCAAGCGGUUAUUUUGGCUCGAAACACGUCACCGUAUGCGUAACCGGUGACAAAACUAAUCAAGUACACAUGGAAGGUUAUCAGGUGUCGAAUCAGUGCAUGGCUUUGGUUAAAGAUAAUUGCCUGGUACCGACCAAAGAUGUUCCUGAGUUGGGAUAUGUGAGGGAAUCCACUGAUAAGCAGUAUGUCCCUGAUGUGUACUACAAGGAAAAAGAUUCCUACGGCAACGAAGUGUCUCGAUUAGCCAGACCUCUUCCGGUAGAAUACCUAUUGGUGGACGUCCCAGCUUCCACACCAGUUACGCCCGUGUACACCUUCAAUCCGGACCCUUCCAAACAAGCAUUUCCUGUCGAAAACCGUUUUAUCGAUGGUCACAUACAAGACUUUAACGCUCUGGCAUCGUACCUUCAACAAUUUGCCUUUGAUGAGUUUUAUGAAGCCAUCUGCGAUUUUCACCUGUUGAUUUACAUUGCUACCAUGGACAUGCUGCCCAUGAAAGAUUCUUUAGGACCCCUUUUGGAGGCUCUCAAAAAGAAGGAUGAAAAAGCGGCGACAGAUUGGAGCAGGUCAGAACAGUGGGCCACUCUGGAACAGUUAAUUGCUGCCAGUUCGCCACCACCUUCACGACCGGGUAGCGUAGCUUCAGGUGCUGUAAAUAACUCAGCUGCACCAAGAGGUGGCGAUAAGUGGCCCUGUCCAUUCUGCACUUUCCUCAACGAAUCGGACGUGCAAAAUUGCGCCAUGUGUCAAUUACCAAGGUCGCAGGCCUGAUUUUCAACUCUCAUUCGAUCUUUUGUUAAUAUGUCAGAACACUUCUUAGAUCUUUUCGAAAGACGUGUGAAAAAAAGCUAUUUGCAGAAGAACAAUGAGGAGAUCGAUAUUUUUCUAAAUGAUGUUUCGAGUAACCCAAAUGGUGUGUUAAAAAAACGCGUUUUUACUAAUGAUUUUUAUUUAUUUUAUGCUGUAAAUAGCGGUUAUUAUAUCUUUUAUUUGUUUUUCGUUUUUAGAAUAGGGUUAAUAUGAGUUAUUCUAACUCAUGUAAUAUUAUUAUUGAAUUGUAUGGUGAACUAAAUAAAUUUUUAAAAGCA